AUGCGCCAAACUUCAACGACGACGAUCUUACUUUUUGUUCUUCUUUUUGGAAUCGUCAUUUCCCAAAAGAAGAAUCCAUGGAAUGCUGAAACGGCAGACCAGCGACUCGAUGAUGUGAUAAGUAACGAAUUCAAGGCUAGAGAUUCGAAUAAGGAUGGAAAAGUGACACCGAAAGAAAUUCGCGAGUAUUAUGAAAAACAUCCCAAUAAAAUGAGCAAAGAAGGAUUGGAAUUUAUUGACAGAAAUUUCAAUAAAAAUGGAGCAGCAGUUGAUUUGGAAGGUUAUCGGAAACUGAUAAAGGACUGGCUGACGGAGAAGGGAAGCGUCGAGAAGAUUCUCGUCGGAGUGUUUGGCAACAAAACGGACCACGUCCCAUCGACAAAUGUUUGGCGUAAAACGACAGUUGCACCAUGA
Molecule: messenger RNA, 414 nt
Organism: Caenorhabditis briggsae
Lineage: Eukaryota; Metazoa; Nematoda; Chromadorea; Rhabditida; Rhabditidae
Exons: 3
Coding region: 1-414 (137 amino acids)
Molecular function (GO): calcium ion binding
Source: RefSeq, a predicted model, not a curated record